CCCGGCGGAUGGCUGUGCUUUAUCUAUCACUUUUCUGUAUUCAUGUUGGUGCUCGUGUGUCUUAUAUUCAGUGUACUUUCAACUAUAGAUACAUAUUCGAAUUUCGCCAACGAAACUCUAUUUUGGAUGGAGAUAUGUUUAGUUUUAUUUUUCGGAGUUGAAUACUUGGUGCGACUCUGGUCUGCAGGAUGCAGAUCAAAGUACAUGGGAUUCUGGGGAAGACUUCGAUUCAUCAGAAAGCCUAUUUGUAUAAUAGAUUUAAUAGUGGUAGUAGCAUCGAUUGUAGUUCUCACAUUGGGUUCCAAUGGACAAGUUUUCGCAACAUCCGCCAUCAGAGGGAUUCGAUUUUUGCAAAUCCUUCGGAUGCUGCACGUCGAUCGACAGGGUGGGACUUGGAGGUUAUUGGGAUCAGUCGUCUUUAUUCAUCGACAGGAACUCAUAACCACCCUGUACAUCGGCUUCCUGGGCCUCAUCUUCAGCAGCUACUUCGUCUACCUGGCCGAGAAGGACGCCGUGGAGGAGGAGGGGGGAAAGAACACUGGCAGCUUCUCCAGCUAUGCGGACGCCCUCUGGUGGGGCGUCAUCACGGUGACCACGAUCGGGUACGGAGACACCGUCCCCAGGACGUGGAUGGGGAAGAUCGUCGCGUCCUGUUUCAGCGUGUUCGCCAUCUCCUUUUUCGCUCUUCCAGCCGGUAUCCUAGGAUCCGGUUUCGCCUUGAAGGUGCAACAGAAACAGCGCCAGAAGCACUUCAACCGACAAAUCCCCGCCGCCGCCAUGUUGAUUCAGUGCCUGUGGCGCUGCUUCGCGGCGGACAAGUGCUUCAACUCUAGGGCAACGUGGCAGGUGUACCUCACGGACUCGAACGGGGGGCCUUUGGUGAGCACCAACGCCACCAGCGGCAGCGGUAGGGACUACAGCAUGCCAUUGUCCAAGUCCCUGAUAUUACAGGUGGCAAAAAAGGCGUCGGUGUUGAAGAGGAAGAAAUCCAAGAACCGGAUGGAGGUAAAUACGUCUGGGGCGCGGACAGAGGUCAAUACCCCUGGUCCUGGCACGCCACUGGCCGAUACGCCCACUGGCGCACAGGCUAUCGGUGGUCAGUCAGGGAAGGCGUUGUCCGAUACUGACGUCAUGUUUUACAUGGAAGAACCGAAAUCAGGUACGCCGAAUAGGACGAGAAGAGGAGAGAGGGAAAGUAUUAGGGGUGCAUACUUCACAAGUCAAACAAGCACAGUAACCGAGGCAGCUAGCGACGAUAUCGACGAUCUAGAUGGUGAAUUGCCGAGGGUUACACAGUUAACUGAAGCACACAAGAACGCGAUCCGAGCUAUUCGGAAAAUCAAAUAUUUCGUCGCCAGAAGGAAAUUCCAACAGGCGAGAAAACCUUAUGACGUCAGGGACGUCAUAGAACAAUAUAGCCAGGGACAUCUGAACAUGAUGGUCCGAAUAAAGGAAUUACAACGAAGGUUGGAUCAAACAUUGGGCAAACCAGGUAGUUAUUUGGCUGGGAUAGACAGGGUGGGAAACGUCAAGCCCAUGACGGUUGGAGCUAGGUUAUACAGGGUAGAGCAACAAUUGGGAACAAUGGAUAAAAAACUGGACGCCAUUACGAACGUGAUGAACGUUUUAGCACAACAACAUCAACAACAACAACAAAUAGGAAUUCGACCAAUUGAGGAUAGUGCUUAAGGCAAUCAAUAUUAUAACAAAGAAAACAUAUAAUCAUAUUUUAUUAUGCAAUUCAGAGACAGCACAAUAUCAUAAUAUAGUAUACCUAGUCAAUUUCCUCAUAAGUAUUCUAUAAUCGA
Phaedon cochleariae (mustard beetle) is the source of this 1808-nucleotide messenger RNA. Lineage: Eukaryota; Metazoa; Arthropoda; Insecta; Coleoptera; Chrysomelidae. The record is from the annotation of a GenBank genome assembly.